Messenger RNA from Athalia rosae (coleseed sawfly), 1675 nucleotides. Its product is annotated as glyoxalase domain-containing protein 4. The transcript is spliced from 6 exons. The record is from RefSeq and is a predicted model, not a curated record. Lineage: Eukaryota; Metazoa; Arthropoda; Insecta; Hymenoptera; Athaliidae. Bases 545 to 1411 code for a protein of 288 amino acids.
CGUACGCGUUAAUCCGCGGCCGAUUUCGAAGAGCGGCUACGAGCGCGAAACUUUAAGAAACGCGGGACUUGUAACGAAAACGUAUCCAAGGAUGGACCUACAUCCUCAUGCAUCGUUCACACGCAUCGUUUCACCUGCAUGCUACUCACAACAGAAUUGGAUUGCUUCGACAAGUCCGUGCCUAACUCGUCAUUCAAACUAUCAAAUUAUGUCGAUGAAUGGAUGAGCGAGAUGAGUGCGCGCCGCGCACUAUACCGAUCGGUAGCGCCACUGAGCGCCGAUUAUUGGCGACACCAAUGUCAAUCGAAGCAACAGUGAGCAAUAAUGUGUCACGAUAUCCGGGGAUCGUGAUUGUUUAAAAUACCUGUUUUGCUUUAUAAAGUAAUCACUUGCGCGUGUCAUACAGUGAACCGACAUACUUGAUCUUGCAGUGAACACGGCUUCUUUGCAAUUAUAUUCAACAAGUUGUAUUCAAACUGUCGCUCCGUGAAUUUUACCUCGAAUAAAAAAAAAAGUUGAUCAGCCGAGACCUUCAUCUUUCACCAUGGCUAACGCCCGGGCUCUUCAUUUUGUGUUUAAAAUUGGUGAACGCAAAUUGACCACAAAAUUUUAUAGAGAAAUCCUUGGAAUGAAGGUACUGCGACAUGAGGAAUUUGCAGAGGGUUGCGAGGCUGCCUGCAACGGGCCUUACGCGAAUCGUUGGAGUAAGACUAUGGUAGGAUAUGGUCCGGAAGACAGCCAUUUCGUAUUCGAGCUCACUUACAACUAUGGAAUAAAUUCGUACGAGCGAGGAAAUGAUUUUAAGGGUAUAACAAUUCGCUCUAAAGAAGCAAUUGAAAGGGCUCGAUCUCUCGGUUGGCCUGUCCAAGAACAAAAUGGGAAAUUUCUACUUGAAGCACCGGGUGGUUACGAAUACCUCAUUAUCGAUGAGCCGCAGCCAACAGAUAGAGAUCCUGUUGAAAAAGUUACUCUGUCAAGCUCUAAUCUGCAGCGUACAAUCACAUACUGGAGAGAUGUUUUGAAAAUGACUGUCUUUCAGCAAGUGAAUCGCAAAGUUCUUUUGGGAUAUGACAACAAUCAAGCCAAGCUUGAGUUCGAGGAUGUCGGCUCAGGAAUAAACCAUGCAAAGGCCUAUGGAAGGAUUGCUUUUUCGGUGCCACAUAACGAUUUACUUCUUCUGAACGAAGAAAUAAAGAAGUCUAAACAGAAAAUUCUCACGGAUCUUCUGUCUCUUGAUACCCCAGGCAAAGCCACUGUGACUGUGCUAAUAUUGGCUGAUCCAGACGAUCACGAGAUCUGUUUUGUUGAUGAUGAAGGGUUCCGAGAACUAUCCAAACCCGAUUAUCCAAGUGAAGCCAUUCUCGACAGAUUCAUUGCCAAGGAAGAUAAAGUCGCCAACCAAAGUGCAUAGCAAACUUCAUCGAUAUUGCAAAUAAUAAUGAUUUGCUUAAUCGGCGACAAGUGGAUUGGAUUAUUUUUAUUUUCGUAUUCAAUAUGUUCUUCAAAGAAUGUUUAUUCAAAUAUUAAGAUGAGGCGUAAAUGAUACGCAACUCGCUCUGUUGGGUCAAUUCGUUUUAAUGUCUAGAAUUAAGUCAACAUUUUUUGGAAUAAUAUAGAAAAAAAAAUAUAGCUCGUUUCAUCAAUAAAUAAAACCUAGACAGUUCCAGAAGAAAAA